UCAAGAGUUAGAAGAUGUUUGUUGCAAAUUCCGUAAGGCUGAAGCUGCAGUCGGUCGUGAGUCUUUGUCCUAGUUCCUACAAUGCAUGUGGAUGAUGCAACGUUUUCACUCGGGGUUUAAGGUUAUCGAUAGUUAUCGCUUUGUCUCACGCCUGCGACCGGGACAUAUUUGUUUAUUUUCUGUUAAAGCCAUCUUUAUUCGGAGGCUGAUGAACUGAGCGGCAAUGGCAACGCUUCAGCCAGCUGGCUCAAUUUCCCCUCGACAAGACCGGCGCCUCUCAGCUGGAUAGAUAAACCGGGGCUCUCUGCGAAUCCAUCUGCUGUGCCCAGAAACGGCUCCGAACUUUAAAUAAGAAGCCUGUUUACAUCGCCAGUCUGUUUGUGUGCCUGUUUCAACAAUGGAGACCACCAAGGUAACCUUUGCCAUCAGAGGGGAGACCUCUCCAGGUGAGGUGAUUGCUAUAGUCGGCAGCUGUGAGGCUCUGGGAAAGUGGAGCUAUCAGAAAGCUGUAACUCUACAUCCACCAGUCGAUGGAGGGAACACAUGGACAGUAACAAUCUCUGUGCCCAAAGGAGUUGUUUCCCAGUAUCGCUAUUUCAAGGGCUUGUUCCUACAGUCAAAGAGUGCAGGUGGUCCAUGUCAAGUCGUAGUCAAUUUGUGGGAGACCCAUCAUCAGCCCCGCACGAUGAGACCCACAGCAGCAGAACAGACAAUUGAUGAUGGGGAAUUUGGAUUCCACAAUGGGGUGAAAUGUGUUGACUCAGGAUGGCUGACAUGCCAAACAGACAUUCGUCUGCGCUUGCACUAUUCCAAGAGGCCUCCAGUGUCAAUUACCAAGAAGAAAUUCAAGAAGUCCCGCUUCAGGAUCAAACUUACGUUGGAGGGCAUUGAGGAAGAGGAGGACGAAGAAGAGGAACUCAGCCCUUCCUCUUCGCACAAGAUGACCCCUACUUUGGAGAUCAGUUUGAUCACUGAAAAUGGCUACAAGUCCCGUCACUCUCAGCCGGAGUGUGGCUAUGCCCUGGAGCCGUCUCGAUGGACUGAGUACAGCAUCCACACCAUGGACCCUGACAACAUGGAGCUCACCUUUGAGUUUUUUGAGGAGGAUCUGAGUGAGCAUGUAGUCCAGGGAGACAUCCUUCCUGGACACGUUGGGACAGCCUGCCUCCUCUCUUCCUCAUUUUUGGAGAGUGGCAAAGAUUCAGGAGUAGUUACACUUCCCAUAAUGGGACGAAACUCCAGGCAGACAAUUGGGAAAGUCAGAGUGGAUUACCUGGUGAUCCGGCCAAUCCAGGGGCUGCAGUGGGACAUGAGCUCAUCGUACACAAAGCACUGGAAAAAAAGAAGCACUGUAGAUGUGGGUCACAGAGGAGCUGGAAGCUCACAUGCUGCCAAACACCACAAAGUCAGAGAAAACACAAUUGCUUCUUUCACAAGUGCUGCUAAACAUGGUGUAGCCUUUGUGGAGUUUGAUGUUCACCUCUCUAAGGAUGCUGUGCCUAUAGUAUACCACGACCUGACAUGCUGCAUCGCCACCAAAAAGAAGAAGAAUGACCAGACUCUGGAGCUCAUCGAGGUUCCUGUCAAAGACCUGACAUUUGAUCAGCUGCAGCUGUUAAAGCUGGCCCAUGUCACGGCCAUGACAGGAAGUGAUGACAAAGAUCUCCUGGACGAAGAGGAGGAAAUUGAUGAAUAUCAGCCAUUCCCCUCACUAUCGCAGAUUUUUCAAGCUGUUCCUGAGAAUGUUGGCUUUAACAUUGAACUGAAAUGGAUCAGCCAAAUGAAGGAUGGAACUUGGGAUGGGAACUUGUCCUCAUACUUCAACAUGAAUACCUUCCUGGACAUUAUUCUUAAAUGUGUCAUGCAGAAUGCUGGAAAAAGGCGUGUUAUCUUCUCAUGUUUUGACCCAGAUAUCUGCACAAUGGUGCGACUCAAGCAGAACAAGUACCCCAUUCUUUUCCUGACUCAGGGAGUAUCAGAAAAAUAUCCUGAGCUGAUGGACAUUCGCUGUCAAACUACGCAAAUUGCCAUCAGCUUCGCUCAAAGCGAGAAUAUCCUGGGAAUCAGCGCCCACACAGAGGAGCUGCUGAGGCACCUUAACUACAUCGAGGAGGCUCGGUCUAAAGGCCUGGUGGUGUUUGGCUGGGGAGAUGACAACAACGAGCAUGCUAUCAGAAAUAAGCUCAGGGAGCGAGGAAUCGAUGGGCUCAUCUAUGACAGUAUCUGUGAUCCUCAAGGAGAGCCAGACAUCUUCCAGGUAGAAGAGCAACACUCCCUGCAAGAGGUCAUUACAGAGGAGACCCUAAAGAGCUCUGCCUGCUCCUGCUACUCCAUUCCCUGCUCCUCAGUGCCAUGCUUAGCCUCCAAGGUUCAUGGUGGAAGCGCAGAGUCAGAUUCUGGGCUCAGCUCUUCAUAGGGAAUCCCAACUACAUAUUAUUAAACUUUUUGCACAUGUUCACUAAGAAUGACCAAAAGAAGAUUGGUUAAUAAAAUUAACUCUUUGCAUUUGAAAAAGAAAAUACAAUUAAUAUCAUCAUUGGCUAGAUUCACCCCUCUUCCAUUACAAUGUACCUCCCGGUGUGGUUAACAUUUAUUUCCUACUCUCCUCACAUGUUGUAUCCCAAUUUUAAAAGUUGGAAAUUUAGCCAAAAGCAUAAACAGACCAAGCUGAUUUAGAAAUAUCUAUUUUUUUCACAUAGGCUAUUACACCUUUACAAACAGCAAUUGUUAAAAUGUAAAGUCAGGCAUAGAAGUGCUUAUUUUUACAGCCAGGUUUCUGGAUCCAAGUAAAAUGUUGAUUUCCUGCAUGUAGCCAUUGAACACAUGUUUAUCCAUAUGUAUAACAAUAAAAUAACAUGAUGUGUGUUAUCACAUAUCAGUAAAGUGCUGGGUCAAAGCUGAAUUCUGCGAACCACACAGAAGCAUGUGGAAUUUGAUAAAUGUGCUGGUUGCUGUUAAUUAGUUUCUUUUUUUUUCUAGUGGAGUGAUUUGAUGCACUUUUGAAUCCACAGAGGGAGAUGAUUAACUUCCUCACUGUGAUGUGUAAUUAAGUCUCUGUUCCACAUUUUCAAGCCUUAAGACUUUUGAGUGUUGGCUAAUGUUCAACAUAGCAUUUUUUUAUUUACUGGUUUAUUGAGCUUCAUAUGUACUUGAUCUGAGAAAAAGCAGAAGAAUGUUUUUGCAAAAGUCCACGUCAGCCACAGCCUUAGGGGAAUUCCUUUCUUCCAGGUUUUUUUUUGUUUCAACAUGAGCUAUCUCAUUUAAUAAAGACUUGUAGAAAUCUAUGGGCCGUUUUCCAACCUGUUAAAUCUGUGUCACCUCUGCGCCACAUUAUCUUCAUUUGUUAUAUUUUUGUAUAGUAUCUGUCUUUGAUCAGUAGUGUAAGAUAACUGCAUGCUUGCCUUGUAUGUAAAUGUUGAUGUAUAUGGAUGGAUGAGUAAUUGAACCAUUUGUAUCAUACUAACCCAGGUGUAAAUAAACUUAUUUGCCCAUUU
This is a messenger RNA of Cyprinodon tularosa, 3494 nucleotides long. RefSeq names its product glycerophosphocholine phosphodiesterase 1 (gene gpcpd1). Lineage: Eukaryota; Metazoa; Chordata; Actinopteri; Cyprinodontiformes; Cyprinodontidae. The transcript is spliced from 20 exons. Bases 398 to 2416 code for a protein of 672 amino acids. Gene Ontology annotation, biological process: glycerophospholipid catabolic process. The record is from RefSeq and is a predicted model, not a curated record. Gene Ontology annotation, molecular function: starch binding; glycerophosphocholine phosphodiesterase activity.